This is a messenger RNA of Epithele typhae, 1869 nucleotides long. RefSeq lists its product as uncharacterized. The record is from RefSeq and is a predicted model, not a curated record. Lineage: Eukaryota; Fungi; Basidiomycota; Agaricomycetes; Polyporales; Epitheliaceae. The coding region runs from base 1 to 1869 and encodes 622 amino acids. Gene Ontology annotation, biological process: regulation of transcription by RNA polymerase II. Gene Ontology annotation, cellular component: histone deacetylase complex; chromatin. Gene Ontology annotation, molecular function: transcription coregulator activity; histone H3K9 demethylase activity; chromatin DNA binding. The transcript is spliced from 13 exons.
AUGGCGCUUAUACAUAGCCACGCCACAAGCGCCACCCUGAUGCACAGCCCCAGUGACGAGGCCUCUCUCUCUCGUCCGCAUCUGUUUGGCGGCCCUACCCAAGUCACGGUGCCACACUUCAGCUAUGCUGCCUGCUGUACAAAACGCUUCAGCCGCCCGAAUCUGUCAUUGUGUCUUGACUGCCAGCGCACCUCCUCGAACAAGCGCAGCAUCACGAAGAGGCUGCAGCGCGAAUUAGAGGCCUCCUGCCGUUUCAUCAAAUACCGUCAGGUUUUCAACAGAAAAUAUGACGCAUGUACUUUCGCAUGGGUGAAAUGGGUCCUUGCUAAUUACAUGCGCCCGAAGCUGCAGACAGAGCGAGAGCACAUCUCUGGAAAGGGCGCGGUGUAUCGCCAGCCUGCUCUCCACGAAAGGACCACUUGCGGCUGUUGCCGAGGGCUCCCGAGCAGCUUCCAGCCUUUAUCGCGGUUCACUAUUUCUGCUUUAGACCAUGCCCUCGCUGACAUCGAUGCCGUCAUCGCGACUGGAAGGACCUCCUGUCGCGAAGAGCUAGGCCAAGAGAGGCCUCGCAUGCCUCACGUGGCCCCAAAUAUUAGUGACAGCUCGCUGUCCUCAAUGGCGUUCGACUCGAUAUGGGCUCGCAACGUGCCGUUGGUUGUGAAUGGCAUUCUUGACAAGCUGCAGGGCUCCUGGACCCCCGAUUACUUCAUUCGCCACUUCGGAAGGGAGGAGGACUGGCCUGACGGCGAGCGUUUCCGGGACAAGUUCCCCGAGCUCUGCAACAGUUUUGCCCUUGGGAUCCCAGAUUCUGCUCAGGAUGUCGCAGCACUGAACGGAGUUUUGAAUUUAGCUUCUUUUUACCCCCUCAACAGCAACAUCCCAGACCUUGGCCCCAAGAUGUACAUCGCGGCCGGGAUCCCUAUCGCUGUCCACGGGACGACGAAGCUUCACCUGGACGUUACGGACACGAUCAACCUCAUGGUGUGGUCAUCAAACCUUUCCGAACGUGGCGCUAUAUGGCAUCUUUUCCCCCCCGAUACCCUCCCCUUGGUUAGAAGGUUUCUCAAAGAACAAGGCUGCACUGCAGAAGAAUACGGAGAUCCCAUCCAUUCCCACAGGGCCUAUGUCACUGAAGAGAUGCUGAUCGCCCUUGAGAAGCAGCACGGUGUUUUCCCUGUCAGGAUCGAGCAGCGCGCUGGAGAUGCCGUGUUCAUUCCAGCUGGGUGGGCUCACCAGGCUCUCCGCGCUUUCCCCAGGGGCUCGUCCACCCUGUUUACAGCGGUGCCUCUGGACGGUCUUGCUCAAGUGCCGGCCCGGCUACAUAAUGACUCGGAGGCCUUCGGUGACGGCCGCUUUGAGAUCGCCCUGGAGCGAUCCUCUCAGCACCGAGAACGGGCCUGCACCAGCUCCAAUGGGACGGCAUGCUGGGGCAGCGUGGACGGGAGGGCUUUAAAGGCGCUCCCGCCAGGCAAAGCGCAUCAGGGGACCCUCCGGCCGCCGAGCCUUGCAAAAAAGAAAGCCCUUGCUCGGGAGGCGGGGGUGGCCUGGUCUCCGGUCUACACCGCGCAGUUUCUGGCCAAUCACCCCGCCACCAGUGCCCGGCGGACAGGGGAGCUGGCGGAGCUUCUAAAUGGCAUUGCCGCGAAGAUGAGGCUUGCUGAAGAGAAACUGCUUGCGAAGAUGGCUCAGCACGGCGACGGUGGCGGCAAUGUUUCUGAUGCCUGCGUUCUCGUCCAGAUGGCCCUGUGCGAGCUUGAGGUCGCCCAGCAGCUGGGCGAGGUGAGAAGGGCUCAGGAAGCCACGGCUGCAGCGGGGGCGGGUGGGCCUCCGAUCCAGCAGCAUAGUCCUGAUGGCGGAAGGUUAGACUAA